UCGGUGUUCCGCGGCGCUGGCUUCGGCGCUGCUCCCGUCUCCCUGUCCCCGCCUCUGAUUUUCUGGCCCUCAAACUUGGAUUCACCGGCGGAACUUUAAAACCCACCCAUGUCUGGUUUCUCUUGCCAGAGCACUGGUUUCAUUGUUCUGACUCGGCCCAGGGUCGCAUUCUUAAAAAGUGUAACGGACAGUGACGUUUGAAAGCCACGGUUUCACUUAGUCCUCUUCCAUAGUUCCUUCAGUCUUUCUGGUCGGUCCUUCGGGUCCGCCUUUAUCCCCCGAGGCUGUUAAUAGCUCCAGGCCCCUCCCACUUAAGGAGGCCACCUCUCCCUCACCAGCUUGUGACAAAGGACUUCUCACCUAACAUAUGCUUAUGUACUUCAUAAUGUUCUGAGAGUGGUGGGAAGGAUAGCUGUUACAAUAUGAUGCAGUGCAUUGCUGCUGGGCAUCAGAUUGUUGCUUUAGCAAAUCUGAGACCAGCUGAAAACCAAGUGGGGUCAGAUGAACUGGAUAGCUACAUGUAUCAGACAGUGGGUCAUCACGCAAUUGAUUUGUAUGCAGAAGCGAUGGCUCUUCCCCUCUAUCGCCGCACCAUAAGAGGAAGGAGUGUGGAUACAGGACGAGUGUACACCAAAUGUGAAGGUGAUGAGGUUGAAGAUCUCUAUGAGCUUUUGAAACUUGUUAAGGAAAAAGAAGAAGUAGAGGGGAUAUCAGUAGGUGCUAUACUUUCUGACUAUCAGCGUGUUCGAGUAGAAAAUGUGUGUAAAAGGCUUAAUCUCCAGCCUUUAGCUUACCUUUGGCAGAGAAACCAGGAAGAUUUGCUCCGAGAGAUGAUAUCAUCUAACAUUCAAGCAAUCAUCAUCAAAGUAGCAGCUUUGGGUUUAGAUCCAGAUAAGCAUCUUGGAAAAACCCUGGAUCAAAUGGAACCUUAUCUCUUAGAGCUUUCUAAGAAGUAUGGAGUCCAUGUUUGUGGAGAAGGUGGAGAGUAUGAAACAUUCACUUUGGAUUGCCCUCUAUUUAAGAAGAAAAUAAUUGUUGAUUCAUCAGAAGUGGUCACACAUUCAGCUGAUGCAUUUGCACCUGUUGCUUAUCUACGCUUUUUGGAAUUGCACUUGGAGGACAAGGUGUCCCCAGUGCCUGACAACUACAGAACAUCUAAUUAUAUACAUAAUUCUUGAAGAACAUUUUUGGACAUUGUUUACUAAGCUACCAUUUCUGUAUGAAGAAAACUACAUAGCAUUUCCUCAGCUAGUAUAUCCAGCUCUUUCUCUGCAUUUUUUUUUUGUUCUUAGAAAUAUAUAUCUUUAUCAGAAGAAGUUAAUAGAAACUGAUUAAUUGGGGAAAUGUGAAAGUCUCAUUCGUUAUUAUUGGUGACUUCCUCAGGAUUCACUUUCUCUGACUUUAGUUACCAUGUCCUAUCCGUGACUGUACAUGGUAAGUGCCCUUUUUUCCCCUUUUACUUCCUCUAUAGCUGUCAUUUCUAUAACAUUUAUUUACUUUCAUCCCAUUGUUUUAUUGUACUCAUUCUCUCUUUCCUGCUCUCCCCUCUGCCAAUUACAGAAUGAUGCAGAUCAUUUGAAAAUGAGAAUGAAAAGGCAGUCACUUUAGUUAGCCAGUCAGGUUUAUUCUCCUGGGUACUGGCAUGACUUGUCAUUUUUGUUUCGAUAUAGUAUUCAUUUUAUCAAUAGUAUUGGAUAAUCAGGAAGAAUAUCAUUAAAUCUUACUGAUUGUUUUAUAACAAUGAAAAAUGCAAUUUUUAUAUCCAGUGGAAAAAGGUCUUUUCAACAAAUAGUAUUAGACAGCAACAUGCAAACGAAUGAAACUGGACCACUUUUUUACACCAUACACAAAAUUAAAUUGAAAAUAGACUAAAGACCUAAUUGUGGGACCUGAAACCACAGGAAUCCUAGAUGAGAACACAGGCAGUAACCUCUUUGACGUCGGCCAUAGCAGCUUCUUUCUAGAUAAAAGCUCCUAAGGCAAGGGAAUAAACAAGAGCAAAAAUAAACUACUGGGACUUCAUCAAAAUAAAAAGCUUCUA
This is a messenger RNA of Callorhinus ursinus (northern fur seal), 2041 nucleotides long. NCBI's taxonomy places the organism in Eukaryota, Metazoa, Chordata, Mammalia, Carnivora, Otariidae. The record is from RefSeq and is a predicted model, not a curated record.